GUUUCUAUUGCUAGAGUGCUGUCAUGGGAGCAGAACGGCCAAAAGACUCAUUAAAAGAGAUGGACUGGAAAAGUCUGGGUGGAGAAAGUAAGGUGCCUGGUCUUGAACCAGCUGUGAAGAAACGGUUUCCAAAAAAGAUUCGACAAGUUCCUGAUUAUUAUUUCCUCCCACGGAGAUCCUUACCAUAUUCCAUAGCAUUUUAUGGGUCAUUUAUUGCUGCCGGAGUUGGCGCAGGGAUGCUACUCGAAGCAUGGAUCAACAAGAAGGUCAAAGAGGAUGGAGGAGUCAUUUGGGAGUUUGACAAAUGAAUACUAGAUCAUGUUGCAGCUCAUUCAUUUUGUUUUCCAGUUGCAUUUUCACGCCAAGUAGUUCGCGUAGGCCUGGAUAGUUCAAAAGUUUGUAUACAGGAUAAUACAAUCUUCAUUCUGUUUCUUUACAUUUGAGGAGAAGAGUGCAACACUCACUAAAUGUUGAAUUUCGAAAAUCCUACUAAAAUACUAUUUAGCCCCUGAUGGAUGGAAUAUGAGUAAAAAGAUUGUGUAUCUGGAAUGUAACAAGAAAAUUAUGAUAUUUGGCCUAUUCUACUUUCUCA
Solanum verrucosum is the source of this 592-nucleotide messenger RNA. RefSeq lists its product as uncharacterized. The coding region runs from base 24 to 308 and encodes 94 amino acids. NCBI's taxonomy places the organism in Eukaryota, Viridiplantae, Streptophyta, Magnoliopsida, Solanales, Solanaceae. The record is from RefSeq and is a predicted model, not a curated record. The transcript is spliced from 2 exons.